ACAAGGUCAAACUGGGUACAAGCUAGAGGACACAAUUCUUCUUCUACCUGCUCACAGAACCCUCAGCCUACAGCAGUGACAAGGAGAAAGAGAGAGAUUGCAGAUUCGUUUUAAGGCCAUCUGUGCUUCCCAAUCGCAGGGACCCAGCCAGGCUGUACACAAUAAAUCUAGCAGGGGAUGGAAAGUAAUGAAUGCAAUUUAACACUAGCUCCCUGCGUGAAAGGAAAAAGCUAAGCAGUGAAUUGGAAGCCUUCAGCACCCUGGGCAGCGCCUACACAACUCUCAGUGCCAAUCAGCUGGGGAUGCCGAGCCAUUUAGCUCUGCUCUGGUUAAUUUAUUCCUGUCUUCAAACUCUCUCCAGCUUCCAGGCGCUCGGGAGUUUUAUUUCUGACAUUGUAAAGUGCUGACGGUUUAGCCUAAACGCGAGCUUCUGCUUGGAUUCCAAUACACUGCUGACGAGCAAAAAGUUUGGAGGAGUACAGGGACAGCAGCGGAGGCAAUAGCGGUGAAGGGGGAAAGGGGGAGACUGGGGACCAGACUGAGCUGCCGAAUGCUGGUCUUCCUCGGCUGAUCUGGAAGGAACGAUGACCGGAGCAGGAUGUGCACCAGCGGUCAGAUCAUCGGCAGCCUCCUGGUGCUCUCUCUGCUGGAGAUAGGGCUGGGCCUGUCCAGUGUGGCCGUGGGGACUGUCAGCUUCGUCCGGGUUAGGAUGGUGGCCAAACCGCAGCUGGGAGACUCUUCUCCGGUAUGGAGCGGGGCGUGUUUUCUGAUUUGCGGAGUGUGCGGAAUUUUCUGUGCAAAAAAGAAAUCAGGACUUAUAAUGAUUCUAUUCUCAGCCUGCUGUAUUUGUGGAUUAAUUGGAGGAAUAUUAAACAUUCAGUUCCUGCGUGCCCUGACCAAGAGAUCAUCAUCACUUUAUUCUUUGCACCUUGCGUCCAUAUCGCUUGCAUGUAUAGGAAUCAGUGGCUGCACGAUAUCUACGUGGCUAACCUGUCGACUAGCUAGCUACGAGCAAAGGAGAAUGUUUCUAGAAAGAGAACAUUCACUUCAUCAUUCUCAUGAAAUGACAGAAAAGGAAACAGCAGAAAAUGGAGGAGCGCAAUUGGUUUUUAAUGGAAGAGUUUAGACAUUUCUAAAAUAUUAUUAAUUAAAAUGUUAAUAUUUUAUGC
This is a messenger RNA of Pelobates fuscus (common spadefoot toad), 1169 nucleotides long. It is a transcript of the gene TMEM196, whose product is annotated as transmembrane protein 196. The record is from RefSeq and is a predicted model, not a curated record. Bases 599 to 1126 code for a protein of 175 amino acids. Lineage: Eukaryota; Metazoa; Chordata; Amphibia; Anura; Pelobatidae. The transcript is spliced from 4 exons.